GAUGUAGCAUGCGAGCAACCGACACCUACAACUCCUGCACCUAGCAGCAAUCCAAAGGCUUCAGGUGCUAAUGGUGGUGGUAAGAAAGAAGGUACCAUGGCUGAUAAUGUCCAGGCUAUGGCUAUGAAUAAGGCUGGUGGUACGGGCACUGAUAAAGCAGCCGCUGGCAAUGGUGCUGGUCAGGGGCCUAAACCGCAGGCAAUGGGCAAAAUGGCUGGUGGAAAACAAAAGCAUUAAUGUCUAUUUGAAUAUUAUAUAUUGAUGAUUUAUUGUUUUAAAUAAAUGUUAUAAUUACAUUUAAU
Medioppia subpectinata is the source of this 302-nucleotide messenger RNA. The record is from the annotation of a GenBank genome assembly. Lineage: Eukaryota; Metazoa; Arthropoda; Arachnida; Sarcoptiformes; Oppiidae.